GCAGGCGGGGCGCGGCGCAUGCGUGGGGAAGAUGGCGCUACGUCUGCUGCGGAGGGCGGCGCGCGGAGCGGCGGCGGCGCUGCCCAGGCUGGAAGCUUCUCUGACGGCCGAUGUGCCCAGGCGUGGCUAUAGUUCCUCAUCCAAUCACAAGUACAUUCCCCGGAGGGCAGUGCUGUAUGUACCUGGAAAUGAUGAAAAGAAAAUAAAGAAGAUUCCAUCCCUGAAUGUAGAUUGUGCGGUGCUCGACUGCGAGGAUGGCGUGGCCAUGAACAAAAAGAAUGAAGCUCGAUUAAGAAUAGUAAAAACUCUUGAAGACUUUGAUCUGGGCCCAACCGAAAAGUGUGUGAGAAUCAACGCGGUGUCCAGUGGCCUGGCUGAAGAAGACCUGGAGGCCGUCCUGCAGUCCCGGGUCCUUCCUUCCAGCAUAAUGCUACCCAAGGUGGAAGGUCCCGAGGAAAUCCAGUGGUUUUCAGACAAAUUUUCAUUCUACUUAAAAGGCCGAAAACUUGAACAACCUAUGAAUUUAAUCCCUUUUGUGGAAACUGCAAUGGGUUUGCUCAAUUUUAAGGCCGUGUGCAAAGAAGCCGUGAAGGCCGGGCCUCCGGUGGGCCUUUGCCUAGAUGCUGUCGUUUUCGGAGGAGAAGACUUUCGAGCCAGCAUAGGUGCAACAAGUAGUAAAGAAGCCCACGACAUUCUCUACGCCCGGCAAAAGAUCGUUGUCGUGGCGAAGGCCUUUGGUCUGCAGGCCGUAGACCUGGUGUACAUCGACUUCCGAGACGAAGAGGGGCUCCUGAGGCAGGCGAGAGAAGGAGCGGCGAUGGGAUUUACGGGUAAGCAGGUGAUACACCCUAACCAAAUUGCAGCCGUCCAGGAGCAGUUUUCUCCUUCCCCUGAAAAAAUUAAGUGGGCUGAAGAACUGAUCGCCGCCUUUCAAGAGCAUCAGCAAUUAGGAAAGGGAGCCUUUACUUUCCGAGGGAGUAUGAUCGACAUGCCAUUACUGAAGCAGGCCCAGAACAUUGUUACGCUUGCCACAUCCAUCAGGGAAAAAUGAUCUGCUAAAUCAAGCUCUCCUCAGGCAACCCUCCUCUCCAACCCACCUGCCCUUCCCAUCCUCUGUGCUGGUCCAGAUGACCCCACCAGGCUCUGACAGGAUGAGAGCGCAAGAUGUGCUAGUGUCCACUCCAGUUACACAGCAACCCCCAAACCCUACAGGGCGCCUCCUCACGCCAGGAGCUCCCUGAGAGCCGAGCCCUCCCUGUGAGGAACCUCAGGUGCGGGGGUGAAGGCCUUUGGAUCUUGGGAAAAGCAGUCCCCUCAGCAGGGUCUGCACACCCAUCACCAACAGGCCCACGGGUUCCUCAGCCCUCGGCCAUGUUGGAACAGUCACCGCACCCUUCAUCUCAAGCUGCACUUUGUUCAAACAAAGCCACCUUGCUCUCUAAGUCUCCCCAAGCUUCAAAUCCAUCAUCUUCCUUAUAACCCCCUGGUCCUGGUGAUGGUAGGGUCAUGAGACAGGAACCCACGAGAGCCAAAAAUCUGGACCAAGGGCCCACUCUGAGCAGAGACUAAGGAGGGCUCUGGAAAGGGUUGGUGGGAGUCAUACCUGUUGUGCCUCAUUCCUUGAAGAAUAAAAACUUCAGGACAAGGAGAUGCUGGGAGAUAAGGUCUCCCCUCUGUUUUCUCACCUGCAUCUCUUUGGGGGGUGGGGCACAGGUAUCCCAGGGAGCGAGGAACUGGGUGAACAGAUCCCACCUAGCAUGAUAGCAAUGCCAACCUGGAGAACUCUGUGCUAGGCAUGGGCCCCAAAAAGAGGACUUUGCAGUCGAUCUGAUCAAUUUAAAUUUCAAAAGAAGAUACCUGUUUUUAUAUUUUCUGUAGCUCAUCACAAACCGCUUUGCCAUAUCACCCCCCUGUUAUUAAUUCGUGGGGCCUAAAUUAUGGGCAACACUAUUAAAACAUUAUCAGAACUAAUGAGAAACAAUUACUUAGAAAAUGAGCCCAGACAAGAUUGAGUUGAGAACAUCAGUGGUGAUCACCGUAGAUUAGUUUAAUAAAUCAUCAGGUGCAAAGCAAGACUGACUGUAUGUGUGCAAAGCCCUGUCACGGGAAAAUGAAAUUGCGACUUUUUUUGCAUAAUUUUUUCAUUAAUCUCAAUAGGACCCGUGUGGUGUAGAUUGUUUUAUUCCCCUAAUACCUUGCCUGAGGGGGGUGCCCAAUAAUGUCUUCAUUGUUUUACUGUGGUCUUAAUGACACUCGGUGACAACCUCAUUUUAAUGUAUAGAGGAUUAUAUCAAUACAAUCAUGUUUUAUUGAAAUGGCGAGGGACACUCUGGCGGAGUCGGGCAGCGUCCCGAAGCACAAGUUGGGAAGUUUCCCGGGCAUCUGGGAGCUGGUCCUUUCAUAUCUGCAGUGUUCAACCGCUGGCUGCCCUUCUGGCUGGUCCUCAGGGACGGCUGGGAAAAGUGUCCUCCAGAACGAGACUUUCCCACCUCCGAUUUGAAUUUCAAAGGAACUCGUUUUCUGGCAUAUUUUGCUAGGUAAAUGGGAAAAGACCAUGUAGGGUUGUUGCCCCCUUUACUAAAAUACACGCGCAAUUAUUAUCAUUAACACCUUUGCCCCUAAUCGUUCUGCCGGCUGGAAAAACGGAUUUUCUUUGGGUGCUUUGAAUUGCUAACGACAUCUUAAGGAGUGAAAUAAAAGAAUACGCGCUUUUUU
Messenger RNA from Pipistrellus kuhlii (Kuhl's pipistrelle), 2715 nucleotides. RefSeq names its product citramalyl-CoA lyase (gene CLYBL). Bases 32 to 1051 code for a protein of 339 amino acids. Gene Ontology annotation, biological process: regulation of cobalamin catabolic process. The record is from RefSeq and is a predicted model, not a curated record. NCBI's taxonomy places the organism in Eukaryota, Metazoa, Chordata, Mammalia, Chiroptera, Vespertilionidae. The transcript is spliced from 9 exons. Gene Ontology annotation, molecular function: (S)-citramalyl-CoA lyase activity.